CUUCAUGCAUCGAUUCUAAACCCGUUCCUACUGCGUAGAGCCUCGCCUUCAAAAGACGUACUCCUUUUUCAACAACUCCUUCACUCGGGCUCCCACUCGAAUAAUCCGGGCAACGCCGCGCGCAAAGCGACCCUCACCACAUAUUGAGAAAAGCGAGCCAGAAGAGAGAAGCAGCAGCAAAAUGGUGGGGCAACGUCUCCGGGCACUGCAAAUCGCGGCGGCGACGAUAGCAGCGACGCUCCUGCUGCUCCAGCCGGCCUCCGCUCUCCCCAACGAAGCCGCCGUGAUGGCCCGGAAGCAGGAAGUGGCCGAUCCCGCGCCGAGCGUCUGGGUGAGCGUUGAUCCAAAGGGCAGCCCCCACACCUUCUCGCCAGUCGUGACCGAGGUCGGCGGCAAGACGACGACCAUCUCCGCGCCGCCCUCCAGCCUGACCAAGACGGCGACCUACACGCUGUCUCCCAGCGGCCAGCCAUCGACGGUUACCGGGGUUGCGCCGGUGGCGACCGCGAAGGACAGCAACGGAGAGGGACUCUUCCUGGCCUGCGAGGUCUACCAAGGCGCCGGAGCUCCAUUCUGCCAACCAAAGGGAGGCAGUCUGUUGAACCCGGGGAAGUCAUACUAUAUCACAUGGACACCCUCCUACUUCGCCGACCCCGACAGCAUGGUCCAGUUCCAAGCCGACUACAAAGAUGGCGACAGCGACGGCUUCACAUCCGACCGCAUCCCCGCCAGCCAGGGCUACUUCGUGUGGACCAUCGCGCCCGACUUCCUGACCAAGCAGGGCCACCCCUCCCUCGACGUGUCCCUCUUCCUCGCCUACUCGGACGACAACGCCGCCGACCUCCAGGACCGCGUCGCCGGCCCGUCCAUCGUCAUCACCAAUGCCGAGAAGGGCAGCGACACCGGCGGCGGGGGCAGCAAAAGCGUCUCCCCCGCCGCCAUCGCCGUCCCGAUCAUCGUCGUCGUCGUCCUCGCCAUCCUCGGGGCCGUGUGCUUCAUGUCGUGGAGACGGCACGGCACACUUCCGCUGGUGGGCGCCAUCGGGUCGGCGCGCCGGCGCUCCGGCAGCCAGGGCUACGGCAUCCGGCAGAGCAGGUCGCAGCGCGUCGGCGGCGGCGAUGGCGGGGUCGGGAUCGGGGCCGGUGGUGUGGGUGUGGACGAUAAGAACAGGGGGGCAGCGGGGAACGCGGGCGGGAUUCAGUUGACGGAUCGGGAUAGCUGGUCGCCUACGGGGGCGGCGGACGGGCGGGGCCGUAACGUCUUCCGGGAGGAGAUGGAGAGGCAGCAAGAUCGGGGCCGGUGACGGCCUGUCUGCUCUGAUAGUUAGGUAGUGAGUACUGCGAGGGAGUGGCUGGGGUGUGGGGCACGGGGGCUGGGCUGAGG
Messenger RNA from Phialemonium atrogriseum, 1383 nucleotides. RefSeq lists its product as uncharacterized. Bases 182 to 1303 code for a protein of 373 amino acids. Lineage: Eukaryota; Fungi; Ascomycota; Sordariomycetes; Cephalothecales; Cephalothecaceae. The record is from RefSeq and is a predicted model, not a curated record. The transcript is spliced from 2 exons.